AUGCGAACAAUAUCACUGCUCUGUACACAGUUACCAUCCGGUUAUGUUGAUAAUAAUGAACGAUGUCGUGCUCAAAAUAAUGAAACGGGUCGAAACUGGAAUACCUUCGCAUGGCGUGUUUUAUCACAAACUAUUAAACUUGGAUUCCAGGUAUGUACUAUAAUGAUGGUGACAUUGUCAUUAGUAAUAGAUGUUGUUGUUGUUGUUGAUGAUGAUGAUGAUAAUGUUGACGAUGGUAACCGGCUAUUUGUUUAUCGCUUAACUGACUGA
Gongylonema pulchrum is the source of this 270-nucleotide messenger RNA. The record is from the annotation of a GenBank genome assembly. NCBI's taxonomy places the organism in Eukaryota, Metazoa, Nematoda, Chromadorea, Rhabditida, Gongylonematidae.